UGUGGGAUGAUGGGGAGGGUUCCCACAAAGAUGGAGCCUCGUCAGCCUUUCUCCAGCACCGGAAACCACAGGAAACCAGGCCAUGCAGCCAUGUUCCGGGAGCCCUAAUUGCACAGAAGCCCAUGGGGAGCUCCAGACUGGCAGCCCUGCUCCUGCCUCUCCUCCUCAUAGUCAUCGACCUCUCUGACUCUGCUGGGAUUGGCUUUCGCCACCUGCCCCACUGGAACACCCGCUGUCCUCUGGCCUCCCACACGGAUGACAGUUUCACUGGAAGUUCUGCCUAUAUCCCUUGCCGCACCUGGUGGGCCCUCUUCUCCACAAAGCCUUGGUGUGUGCGAGUCUGGCACUGUUCCCGCUGUUUGUGCCAGCAUCUGCUGUCAGGUGGCUCAGGUCUUCAACGGGGCCUCUUCCACCUCCUGGUGCAGAAAUCCAAAAAGUCUUCCACAUUCAAGUUCUAUAGGAGACACAAGAUGCCAGCACCUGCUCAGAGGAAGCUGCUGCCUCGUCGUCACCUGUCUGAGAAGAGCCAUCACAUUUCCAUCCCCUCCCCAGACAUCUCCCACAAGGGACUUCGCUCUAAAAGGACCCAACCUUCGGAUCCAGAGACAUGGGAAAGUCUUCCCAGAUUGGACUCACAAAGGCAUGGAGGACCCGAGUUCUCCUUUGAUUUGCUGCCUGAGGCCCGGGCUAUUCGGGUGACCAUAUCUUCAGGCCCUGAGGUCAGCGUGCGUCUUUGUCACCAGUGGGCACUGGAGUGUGAAGAGCUGAGCAGUCCCUAUGAUGUCCAGAAAAUUGUGUCUGGGGGCCACACUGUAGAGCUGCCUUAUGAAUUCCUUCUGCCCUGUCUGUGCAUAGAGGCAUCCUACCUGCAAGAGGACACUGUGAGGCGCAAAAAAUGUCCCUUCCAGAGCUGGCCAGAAGCCUAUGGCUCGGACUUCUGGAAGUCAGUGCACUUCACUGACUACAGCCAGCACACUCAGAUGGUCAUGGCCCUGACACUCCGCUGCCCACUGAAGCUGGAAGCUGCCCUCUGCCAGAGGCACGACUGGCAUACCCUUUGCAAAGACCUCCCGAAUGCCACAGCUCGAGAGUCAGAUGGGUGGUAUGUUUUGGAGAAGGUGGACCUGCACCCCCAGCUCUGCUUCAAGUUCUCUUUUGGAAACAGCAGCCAUGUUGAAUGCCCCCACCAGACUGGGUCUCUCACAUCCUGGAAUGUAAGCAUGGAUACCCAAGCCCAGCAGCUGAUUCUUCACUUCUCCUCAAGAAUGCAUGCCACCUUCAGUGCUGCCUGGAGCCUCCCAGGCUUGGGGCAGGACACUUUGGUGCCCCCCGUGUACACUGUCAGCCAGGCCCGGGGCUCAAGCCCAGUGUCACUAGACCUCAUCAUUCCCUUCCUGAGGCCAGGGUGCUGUGUCCUGGCUAGCAGCUGGAGCAGACACAAACCCACCUGGGAAGAAUUCCCUAGCCAGUGGGGACUCCCCUCUCCCCCAGCUCCAUGCUUCACUCAGCUCCCCGGGAGGAGAAGAUGCCUGGCUCAUAGGGGUGGGGGGCUCUGUGCCCUCAGGUGUGGCGGUCAGAUGUCCAGUUUGCCUGGAAGCACCUCUUGUGUCCGGAUGUCUCUUACAGACACCUGGGGCUCUUGAUCCUGGCACUGCUGGCCCUCCUCACCCUACUGGGUGUUGUUCUGGCCCUCACCUGCCGGCGCCCACAGUCAGGUAAGCUCACCUGGGGUAACCUGGGAAGUCAGACCUGCCCAGCUCGGAGACUAGCUGCCCCCUCACCCUCCCCUGUCUGAGCUCUCAGCACUGCACCCAAUCUCUGUUACCCAGGCAGGGAGCCUCAGGCCCCCAAGUGAGCAGGAAUGGUUAAGGCAAGGCAAAGGGCCCUCUGAGCAUAUUGUCACUGUACUGAGUCUCUGUACAAAAGGCUAGUGGGGCAGAAAUCCAGCCUGCGCUGUACUCGCCCAGCCUGGAGCCCUGACCCUCUCUUCAGAAGGGGUGCCUUUAUCUAAUUAGCCCAUAAGCACCCUAUAGGCUAGGGCUGUUUUCGGUACCAACCCCCAGAGCAAAUAAGGGGCGGGGGCGGGGGCGGAGAGGCGAGCACCCUACGGUAUCCCGAGAGGGUGGGGAGAAGAGGGCUGAGCAGUCCCUCAGCCGCCCAGCCUUCAUCUGUUGCUUCCCGCCACCAGGCCCGGGCCCAGCGCGGCCAGUGCUCCUCCUGCACGCGGCGGACUCGGAGGCGCAGCGGCGCCUGGUGGGAGCGCUGGCUGAACUGCUACGGGCAGCGCUGGGCGGCGGGCGCGACGUGAUCGUGGACCUGUGGGAGGGGAGGCACGUGGCGCGCGUGGGCCCGCUGCCGUGGCUCUGGGCGGCGCGGACGCGCGUAGCGCGGGAGCAGGGCACUGUGCUGCUGCUGUGGAGCGGCGCCGACCUUCGCCCGGUCAGCGGCCCCGACCCCCGCGCCGCGCCCCUGCUCGCCCUGCUCCACGCUGCCCCGCGCCCGCUGCUGCUGCUCGCUUACUUCAGUCGCCUCUGCGCCAAGGGCGACAUCCCCCCGCCGCUGCGCGCCCUGCCGCGCUACCGCCUGCUGCGCGACCUGCCGCGUCUGCUGCGGGCGCUGGACGCGCGGCCUUUCGCAGAGGCCACCAGCUGGGGCCGCCUUGGGGCGCGGCAGCGCAGGCAGAGCCGCCUAGAGCUGUGCAGCCGGCUCGAACGAGAGGCCGCCCGACUUGCAGACCUAGGUUGAGCAGAGCUCCACCGCAGUCCCGGGUGUCUGCGGCCGCAACGCAACGGACACUGGCUGGAACCCCGGAAUGAGCCUUCGACCCUGAAAUCCUUGGGGUGCCUCGAGGACGACUGGCCGAAAAGCCGCAUUCCCUGCCUCACAGGCCGGAAGUCCCAGCCCAGUCCCCGCGCGCGUCCCUCUUCCUCCUCAUACUUUCCCUUGACUGAGAGCUCCUCUAACCCCUGUUCUGAUGGGGGAGGGCGGUCUUCCCACUUCCUCUCCAGAACUCCAGAAAGAGCAGUGUGCUUAUGCUUCAGUCCAGGCUGGAGAGGUUGGGGCCGGGGUAGGGAGGCAGGAGCCAUGUCAGUUCUGAAGGAGGGUGAGGCGGUGGGGGAUUGCAGGGGGCGGCUGAGAGAAAACCUCCUUGGGGGCCAGGGAUUCCCUUUCCCACUCUGAGGCUCUGGCCAGAGGGAGAGAGGACUCUGGACCUAGGAAAAGAGGCUUUUGGCUCCAGGUGGUCAGGACAGUGGGGGUUGGGGGUGGGGUGGGUGGGUGCUGGCGGUGGGGACCAAGAUCCGGAAAGAUGAAUAAAGACAAACAUGACAAACUAA
Molecule: messenger RNA, 3335 nt
Organism: Homo sapiens (human)
Lineage: Eukaryota; Metazoa; Chordata; Mammalia; Primates; Hominidae
Gene: IL17RE
Product: interleukin 17 receptor E
Exons: 16
Coding region: 123-1643 (506 amino acids)
Cellular component (GO): plasma membrane; cytoplasm; extracellular region
Molecular function (GO): interleukin-17 receptor activity
Source: RefSeq, a predicted model, not a curated record